AUGGAGCCCGCGCUGGGCUGCAGCCUCAAGGACGUGAAGUGGAGCCCGGUGGCCGUGCCGCUCGACUUGCUGGUCAGCACGUACCGGCUGCCCCAGAUCGCGCGGCUGGACAGCGGAGAAUGCAUCGAAGGGCUGCGGGAGAACGACUACCUGCUGAUCCACUCGUGCCGCCAGUGGACCACCAUCACCGCCCACAGCCUGGAGGAGGGGCACUACGUCAUCGGGCCGAAGAUAGAGAUCCCGGUGCACUACGCAGGCCAGUUCAAGCUGCUGGAACAAGACCGGGACAUAAAGGAGCCCGUGCAGUAUUUCAACAGCGUGGAGGAGGUGGCCAAGGCCUUCCCUGAGCGCGUGUACGUCAUGGAGGAGAUCACGUUCAACGUGAAGGUGGCGUCGGGGGAGUGCAACGAGGACACGGAGGUGUACAACAUCACGCUGUGCACGGGCGACGAACUCACGCUCAUGGGGCAGGCGGAGAUCCUGUACGCCAAGACCUUCAAGGAGAAGUCGCGGCUCAACACCAUCUUCAAGAAGAUCGGGAAGCUCAACUCCAUCAGCCGGCUGGGCAAGGGCAAGAUGCCCUGCCUCAUCUGCAUGAACCACCGCACCAACGAGAGCAUCAGCCUGCCCUUCCAGUGCAAGGGCCGCUUCAGCACGCGCAGCCCGCUGGAGCUGCAGAUGCAGGAGGGCGAGCACACUAUCCGCAACAUCGUGGAGCGGACGCGGCUGCCCGUGAACGUGACCGUGCCCAGCCCGCCGCCCCGCAACCCCUACGACCUGCACUCCAUCCGCGAGGGCCAUCGCUACAAGUUCGUGAACAUCCAGACCAAGACGGUGGUGGUGUGCUGCGUGCUGCGCAGCAAUAAGGUGCUCCCCAUGCACUUCCCGCUGCACCUGGCGGUGCCCAAGUUCAGCCUGCCCGAGCCGCCCGGCCAGGGCGCGCCGUGGCCCGAGGCCCUGGUGCACCACUGGCUGGGCGUGUGCCAGGAGCAGGUCGACAUCGACGAGUACUCCCGUGCGGUCCGCGACGUGAGGACCGACUGGAGCGGCGAGGACUGCAAGAGCCCCAAGAAGGGCCGGUGCCACGGCCACGGCCACGUGCCCAGCGCGCUCAGCUACGCGCGCGACGAGCUCACGCAGUCCUUCCACCGCCUCUCCGUCUGCGUCUAUGGCAACAACCUCCACGGCAACAGCGAGGUGAACCUGCACGGCUGCAGGAACCUGGGGGGCGAGUGGGCCCCGUUUCCGCACGAUCACCUCCUGCCCUAUCAGGACCCUCCCGGGGACAGCGGGAGCGACUACCUGUUCCCCGAAUCCAGCGAGGAGCCCCCGGGGGUGCCCGCCAAGCCGGAGCUUCCCUACGAGGAGCUGUGGCUGGAGGAGGGCCGCCCGCCGCUGGCGCGCUCGCUCAGCGAGAGGAGCCGGUGCGAGCCGCCGCCCAGAGGGCCGGCCCGGGCCGCAGGCGCGCCCGCGCCCGCUCCGCUGCCCGGGCCUGGGCCGCUGGGAGCCGCCGUGCCGCCCGCCGAGAUCGCCCUACCUCCGCCGCCGCCGGUGCCGCCCAAAUCCGAAGCCGUCAGGGAAGAGUGCCGGCUCCUGAACGCCCCGCCGGUGCCGCCCCGAAGCGCCAAGCCUUUGUCCACCAGCCCCUCGGUCCCACCGCGCGCAGCCAGGCCCCGGCCGCAGACCCGCUCUCCCAGCCCCACCCUGUCCUACUACUCGUCAGGGCUGCACGACAUCAGCGUGACUAAAAGCGACGCCAGCCCUUCCGACAGCGCCCCCGCCUCCUGCUACCCGUGCCCCCGCAGGAAGCCCGACUCGCUGGACCUGCAGUCCCCGCCGGGCAGCCCCCUGGACCCGCUGUCCGCGCGGCUCUCCUGGCCGGGCCGCCACGCAGGGGCGCGCUCGGAGGCCCACGCCUGCAGGGACUUCCUGCUGGACCCCAGCCGCAGCUACAGCUACCCCCGGCAGAAGACGCCGGGCACGCCCAGCAGGCACUGCCCGGCGCCCUUGGACCUGGAGGGCUGCGAGCCCCUGGCCAGCCCCCCGAGCGCGGCCCCAGCGGGCGGCGGCGGCGCAGCCGGCGGCUCCGGCUCCGGUUGCCCCAAGUCGGCCAGCUACUCCCUGGGGAGCACCGACGAGAAGCUGCUGGCGGCCGGCACCGCCAAGCAGAGCCUCUCGUGCCCGGCCCUGCCCCCCAGGGCGCCGCGGCCGGUGGAAGAGAAGGCCGCCUCCUCCGGAACCCCGCCUUUGCCCCUGAAGAUCGACGGUGCCGAGGGGGACCCCGCGGCGGGGUCCUCGGACCCGGCCGAGGACCAGUACUUUGCGCAGAAGGCGGGCGCGGUGCAGGACAUCUUCUCGGUCCCCUACCCCUUCUCCUCGCCGCUGCACCUGCAGCUGGCGCCCCGCUCCUGCGGGGACGGCUCCCCCUGGCAGCCGCCCGCCGACCUGUCGGGCCUUUCCAUCGAGGAGGUGUCCAAGUCCCUGCGCUUCAUCGGCCUGUCGGAAGACGUCAUCUCCUUCUUCGUGACCGAGAAGAUCGACGGGAACUUGCUCGUGCAGCUGUCGGAGGAGAUCCUCUCGGAGGAUUUCAGGCUGAGCAAGCUGCAGGUGAAGAAGAUCCUGCAGUUCAUCAGCGGCUGGCGGCCCAAGAUAUAG
This is a messenger RNA of Pipistrellus nathusii (Nathusius's pipistrelle), 2655 nucleotides long. Lineage: Eukaryota; Metazoa; Chordata; Mammalia; Chiroptera; Vespertilionidae. The record is from the annotation of a GenBank genome assembly.